GGAGCGAAGGCGGACUCUAGAGGGCAGCUGGCAUCGGGGUUGGUCUAUCCUUCCCUCCCCUGGGCGGGGAAGCAAGAGGCGGCCCCAAGCGUCCACUGCUGGCGUGCGGCGCUACUAGGAGCCUCUUGAACCGGGAGGUGCAGCGAGCCUGGGAAGCCACGUCGGUGUUUCCUCUGGCAAGGCGCGGCUGGCUUGGGCGAUGACCGACACGCUGCUGCCUUCGGGCUGCCGGGCGGCGGAGCAGCCGCGGGACUGCUACUUCCGAAAGGGAUGCAACCCUCUAGCAGAGACGGGUCGGAGCAAACUGCAAAAUCAAAGAGCCGUCCUGAAUCAACAGAUAUUGAAGGCGGUGAGGAUGAGAGCUGGCGCUGAAAACCUUCUCCGUGCAACAACAAACAACAAAACAAGAGAGCAGGUGCUUUUGGAACUGAGUUACGUGAACUCGGACCUGCAGAUCCUGAAGGAAGAGUUGGAAGGACUGAACAUCUCGGUUGAAGUCUAUCAGAAUACUGAACAGGCGUUUAGCAUUCCUCUGAUCCCGCUUGGCUUGAAAGAGACCAAAGAUGUCGACUUCGCCAUGCCCUUGAAGGAUUUCAUUCUGGAGCACUACAGUGAAGAUGGUUCUGGAUAUGAAGAUGAAAUAGCAGAUCUGAUGGAUUUGCGACAAGCAUGCCGUACUCCCAGCAGAGAUGAGUCUGGAGUUGAGAUGCUGAUGAGCUAUUUUCUUCAAUUGGGCUUUGUGGAAAACAGAUUUUUCUCACCAAGCAGACAUCUGGGGAUUUUAUUUACCUGGUAUGACUCUUUCACAGGAGUCCCCAUCUGCCAGAAGAAUCUGUUGCUUGAAAAAGCCAGCGUCUUGUUUAACAUAGGAGCUCUCUACACACAGAUUGGCACGAGAUGCAACCGGCAGACGCAGGAGGGGCUCCAGAAGGCAAUCGACACUUUCCAGAGAGCCGCAGGAGUUCUUCAUUAUCUAAAAGAGACUUUCACCCACACUCCGAGCUACGAUAUGAGCCCCGCCAUGCUAAGUGUGCUGGUCAAGAUGAUGCUUGCUCAAGCUCAAGAAUGCAUCUUUGAGCAGAUCUGCCUUCCCGGGAUACGGAAUGAGUUUUUCACACUAGUGAAACUGGCCCAGGAAGUUGCUAAGGUUGGAGAAUUCUACAUGCUUGUUAACACAGCAAUGAAUCAAGCGCCGGUCAAGGAGAACAUCCCUUACUCUUGGUCGAAACUGGUCCAAGUCAAGUCGGAUCACUUCAGAGCUUUGGCACAUUACUUCAUUGCCACAAUUCUGAGCGACCACCAACUGAGUCAGAAUGACGAUGAAGAUCAGCAGGAAAAAGCCUUCUCCCAGCUCUAUGACCACAUGCCUGAAGGCUUGACCCCUUUAGCUCUUUUGAGGGACAGAGAUCAGCGCAAACAACUGGGAAAAGCCCACUUGCGGAGAGCCCUCGUUUAUCACGAAGAAGCUUUGCAGGUUUGUGCCUUGUGCAAAAAACUUCGAAACAUAGAGAUCCUCCAGGAGAUUCUGUCCGUUGCGCACAAGCGUUCCUGUCUCAAAUAUUCACAGCAAGAGCAGGAAGACGAUUUUCUGAGUUUGGUGCAGGCUCCUGAUAUACUUCCUAAGACAGACCAUAAAAUUGAAAUGAUUCCUCCCCAGUUCUCCAAGGUGAAAGUGAAAGACUUCUUUGAAAGGCUGGGCCCAUUGACAGUGUUUUCUGCAAAGCAGAGGUGGACUGCUCCUCGCACUGUUAAUUUCUACUGUGAAGCUGGCAGUCUUGGAUUCACCGUGAAAGGAGGACCCCCAGUACACAUCUACUGUCUUGAUCCAGCUUGUCCUGCAGCAUCAGCUGGUUUGAAAGAAGGCGAUUGUCUGGUUUCCAUUGAAGGUGUGGAUUGUAAGUGGCUGGGAGUGAGUGAAAUCUUGGAAAAAUUAAAAAACCUGAGAGGGCAGGAUGUUGAGAUCCAAGUCAUUAGUUGCCAAGAUACAACAGCAUCCAUGUAUAACAAAAGCGCAACGUACUCUGUGGGGAUGCAGAAAACCUACUCGUUGAUCUGCUUGGCCAUGGAAGAAGAUAAAAUAGACACGACCAAAAAAGUGACUCCGAAGCUGUCUUUCCUGAGCUGGGGGUCAAAGAACAGGCAGAAAGCGGCCAGCACGCUCUGCCUCCCCUCUGUUGUGACUGGAAACUCUUCAGCAAAAAAGAAACUUGGAUCUCCCUUUACGCUCCUGAGCUCAGAAGGGUCAUUGUACUGAGAAUGGACAAGAAGGUUUCUUUAUCAUCUGGAAGGUUCCCUCCCAAAAAACUAUGAUAUAGACCUGAAAUGUAGCCAUGUAAAUCUAGAGUCAUUCUGCUGAAUGGCACUGCUGACUCAACUCUGGCCCAGUCUGUGUCAUCUCUAAAGAUCCUGUUUUCUGGAGAAAAAGUAGAUGGGAGAACAUUGAGAACCCUGGGCAGAAAAGAAAUUGUCUUUAACUGCUACUGGCUUUCUGACUUUUCCCGCUCUAUAAAGUUUGUCAUAAUUCUCUUGUAAAAUAUAUAUAUAUAUAUAGGCAAAACUGUUUAUAGAAUAUUUUCAUAAGCUACAUGGUUGGGGUGGGGGGAAAUGAUGAAGGAUUCUUAAUAUGUAACCUGUAUUAUAGAUCAAUGUAUAAUUGCUGUCAAUGGUAGCAGUAACUUCAGUGACAGGUGGACAUAGGAAAAUUAUUCGGUAUUGUGGCAAAGAACUAGAGGCCAGUCUAGACCAUUGCUGGGGCCAACUGACAGCAGCAAUAAGGUAUGAAAAACUAGCACCUAAGACGUUGAUAAUCGUUUGACGCUUAACCCAACCACCCUCCUGGAUAGGCCUCAGCUACAUAUGGCACUGGGACUUCUGUUAAUGGAUUUCUCAGGUGUUUUCUCUCUCUUACUGUCAUGUGUGCAAGGACCCGAUUACAGUCAGGACUAUGAAGGGAGAUAGGAUUUUAACAAUGCGUUUCUAAGCAGAGUUACACCCUUCUGUGUCCAUUGUGCUCAACAGGUUUAAAAGGGUGUAACUUGUUUGUUUGCUUCAUUUAUAUUCCCACCUCACAUAACCCCAUGUCCCCGCCUAGGGUCGCCAUUGGCUGUGUUCACAGAAUGCCUAAAAUUGCAGGUAACUGACCCCACUCCCCCGAUGGAAUCAAAUUCAACUGAAGUUGCCUUAAGAUAGUGCAAAGACUUAAUGAAGCAUGGAUUAAUAAAUCUACACUUGAAGGAAGUGCUCACCUUGACUGCCUUUUAAAUGUUGCCCACAGAGCCAUCUUUCUAUGGAUUCACUGUAUAGGAGUGGUAUAUAGUAUUUAAAAGGCUACAUGAUGCCAGUUUCCUGGGGGGAAGACUCCUCAUUAUCUGCCCUGCCCACAUGGUUGUGGGCCUUUAAACCCCCCGUGAGAUGGAUGCCACCAGGAAGCAGCUUCUCUGGUGCUGUAGCAAGGGGUUGUCUAGUUUAAAAAGAAUGUCUUUUAACUCAUCCUGAAAGCGGCCCUAAGAUUUUACAUUUAAUCUUCAUCUCAGUUGCACACUGGUGUAAUUCUUUAUAGCUGAACAACUAAUGUAAAUACAGAAGCUUGUGGAGGCAUUUUAAAGCUAAGAAUGGUACGUUGGAAAUUUGAUGACAGGCUUUGUGGAUAUUAAUGGGCUGGGAAGAAUAGAACAGAUCACACACCACAUCAGCUUGGAAAAUUCGUGGCACUGCAGCUUUUAAAUGGCUCCCACCAAUGGAUUGACAGAAGUUCUGUUCCAAAGAGCUUACAGCAUUAUUAACUCCUUUAAAAAAUUUAGGAAGUGAUCAGCUAAUUGAGAAACUGAGAUGAUUAUUUUUCUGUGAAGGGUUUUUGUUUUUUUGAAAAAAUGAUUGCUGUAUAGUUUAUUCAUUUUAAAGUUACAGGUUGCUAACACAGUAGUGUUAGUAUGAAAUACUGUCUACAGGGUAGAUCUUAUGAUGUUUGAUACUCAAAAUAUUUUAAGUGAAUGAAAGCCUAACUCUGUUGUGGGAAAAUUAUCCUCCUGGCUUUGGUGGAGUUAGGAUUGCUUCCCUUGAUGGGAAAUGUGAGAUGUUCCAAGUCGAAGUACGAGAAAGAGGCUGGGGCUUCACCUUUUACAUUCAUCUGUGUUUCUUUUUAGGAUUUUGUGUUUAUAUGCAACAGAUGUAAAUAGAUACAUUUUAAAGUUUAUUUAAGAACGAGUCCUGCAGCCAUCUUCUGGUGAGACAUAACUUGGGUUUCCCCCCUCCAUAUUAAUAUAGGCAAGGAUGAAACGGUUUAACUGGAUGUUUUAGAACACAGACUUAAACUUACUUUAUCCCUACCCUUUUGUGAAAGGAGAAAUCCUGUAAUUUUUUUUCAUUGUGCAAUAUCUGAAUUAACAUUGGAAUCAACCUUAGCACAUAAUAAUAAUAAUAAUAAUAAAAAGUGUAGCAAGUCAUGCA
Molecule: messenger RNA, 4446 nt
Organism: Heteronotia binoei (common prickly gecko)
Lineage: Eukaryota; Metazoa; Chordata; Lepidosauria; Squamata; Gekkonidae
Gene: RHPN2
Product: rhophilin Rho GTPase binding protein 2
Exons: 15
Coding region: 200-2254 (684 amino acids)
Biological process (GO): negative regulation of stress fiber assembly; signal transduction
Molecular function (GO): protein binding
Source: RefSeq, a predicted model, not a curated record